Molecule: messenger RNA, 1232 nt
Organism: Vitrella brassicaformis
Lineage: Eukaryota; Vitrellaceae
Source: the annotation of a GenBank genome assembly
CGGACGCUGAAAACGCUUUGCAGGCAUAAUGUCCAAGGCCUGUCUGUUUGUGGUGGCCCUCUGUGGCCUCAUCGCCCCCAGCGCCGUUAAGGCCACUGACGGUACGGUCGGCAUGCACACUGCACGUCGUCUCUUGGCAUCUCCGGCAUCACGCAUGACGGAUUCAUUGCAUCGCAUCGCAUCAUUCCCACCACAUAGGUUGGCGGUGGCCAGGCUUCCUUUAAGCUCAUCAACAGCACCGCAGGCCGCCAGCGUACACGCAGGACACGAAGCACAACCACCCCCACACAAGUCAUGCAGCACACACAUGAUGGUCUUUUGUGUGUGUGCAGCUGGUGAGUUGUCCAUGGUGCAGCUGCUGCUCCAGUCGAGCAGCUCGCUGGCUGCCUCAGCCAUGGACGCCAUCGACAAAGCAGAGGAGGGCCUCAGUGCCAUCACGGGCACCACGAUCAGCUCCGUGGAUGAGUCUGCAGUCGUUGGAUACCCCUGCAGACCCUGUGUUUCAUAUCGGUUCCUACCAGGACGCUGGUCCCAACGACAAGGCUAUUGGCAAAUGCACCCCAACGCAGAAGGCCAAAAAGACAUGCAAGACGCAUGGCAUCAUGAAGACCCUUGCGGGAGGGAAGCUUUUCUGCAUGGCCAAACACGUGGUGAGUGCGUGAGAAUGGACCCACCACUCCACACGCAUGAAUGCAUUAAUGUGCGUAUCCAGGAGUUUGCUCUCGGGCCUCAUUCUCACCUCAUGUACUCCUUCAAGGGUGGGAACUUCAAGUCGGAGCAGUACGACCGAUCCACCGAGCGCCUCGUCGUGACCAAGUUGUUCCCCGGCCACCCCGACAACAAGGUCGCGGACAAACACAAAGGUGAGACGGAUCGAUCACAUGCCGCUCCUCGUCCCUCGAUGACGAAGGCGUGUGCCAAUGCUUCGAUCUCUCUCUGUGUCGUCUUCCGUGUCGUGUGCGCGUGUGUAGUUGGGGAACAGAAGCUCUCCUUCCUGACGACGGCCACGGACCGCACCAAGUCCACAGUCACACCUUCUGAAGGGAAGGAGGAGUGAGCUCAAGCUACACACUUCACAGUGCAUGACACACAACCAACACAACUGACAGACGACCUUCGGUUUUGAAUGACACAGCUCAUCAGGUGCCUGACUGUAUGAGUGUCUGUCCGGAUGGCUGCGCGAGUUUUCUAGAGAGAGAGAGAGUGAGAGACAUGAGACGGAGCAACGCACC